Messenger RNA from Marchantia polymorpha subsp. ruderalis, 1597 nucleotides. Lineage: Eukaryota; Viridiplantae; Streptophyta; Marchantiopsida; Marchantiales; Marchantiaceae. The record is from the annotation of a GenBank genome assembly.
AGAUCGAAAAUAUCAGAACCUCUGAGUCCGAAGGGAAUAUUCUCCGUGCGAGAUUCCCCAUGCAUGCACAGAUCGAUGAUUGAUUAUGGACUUCGGAGUCGGUGCCUUGGACGUGAAUCUUGUUCAGCAGCUCUGCCCGACAAUCCUGCUGCAGGAAGGAGUCAGGCGAUCGGAGAUUGUGUGAGGUGGGAGGGACAUAAUUUCCCAUUCGUCCGGUGAAGUAUCUGUUUCCUGGUGGUGGCGGUGGUGCUGCUGCUGUGUAGACUCUGUGGUGGGUCGCCAUGGAGGCAGAUGGAAAGCAAGCUCCUCUCCUGACAGAUGCUGCGGGACUCAUCAACGACGUGGACACUUUUUUGUUCGACGUAGAUGGUGUCAUUUGGAGAGGAGGGAAGGUCAUAGAAGGCGUUGCAGAAACUUUGGACAUGCUGCGGGAUAUGGGCAAGAAGUUGUUAUUUGUAACUAAUAAUUCAACGAGGUCAAGAAAGAUGUUCCAAGAGAAGUUUCGAUCUCUGGGCCUCGCUAUUAGCGAGGAAGAGGUUUUCUCUUCUUCCUUUGCUGCCGCUGGUUACUUGCAAUCAAUAGGAUUUCCUGCAGAUAAGAAGGUGUAUGUGGUGGGCGAGGAAGGAAUCCAACAGGAGCUUGAGCAAGCUGGUAUACAGUACCUUGGGGGUCCUGAGGAUGGCGAGAAGAAGGUUGAAAUGGGAUCAGUCAAAAAUUUGGAGAUCGACCCCAAUGUUGGUGCUGUCGUUGUUGGUUUCGACCAUCACAUCAACUACUACAAGAUGACAUAUGCAACAUUAUGCAUACGAACAAAUCCCGGUUGUAUUUUUAUUGCUACAAAUUGCGACAGUGUGGCUCAUUUCACAGAUAAACAAGAAUGGCCUGCUGGAGGGACUAUGGUUGGCUCAAUUCGAGUUUCUUCUGAAACAGAGCCGAUAGUUGUGGGCAAGCCCUCAACAUUCAUGAUGGAUUAUCUCGCAAAUAAGUUUAAAAUCAGCAAGUCGAAAAUGUGUAUGGUGGGAGAUAGACUCGACACAGAUAUUCUCUUCGGUCAGGCUGGGGGAUGCAAGACCUUGCUGGUUUUAUCAGGUGUAACAGAUCUAAAAUCCCUACACAGUCCGAAAAACACCAUUCAUCCCGAUUUUUAUACAAAUGAGCUACCUGACCUCCUAGCUGCGAAACGAGGGGCGGCUGCAUAGAUAGAUGUACCCCCAUUUGAGUCUCUGAAAACUUGACCUGGAAGACGUGCCGUUUUACGUACAUACUAAGUGGAUUUUUCCAUUUCGGCACGUUUUGGAUCCGAAGAGAGACCUUAUCUUAGAACCAAGAUACCAUCAAAUCUUCCUUGGCAACUGUACGUGAUGUAACUCUUCGCACAAUAAUAUCGAUAAUAGGUAUACAUGCAAGUACAUGGCCAUCUACCUUCUGGGUUCUUUGUUGCUUGUGUCAGUGUAACAGAUUCAGAUGCAGUCCCAAUCAAGUGCCAUCCUCCCGUCGGGCAUUCAGGUUAAUGAGUGGAGAUUAAAUCACUUCGAAUGUAUCAUUAGGCUUUAUCAUAAAAUUCGAAGCUCCUAGGCAUGGACCAGAUUGGAUUUAG